GAAAAAAGUUGCAUGCAUCCCCUCGACAAUGGUACACCGUGACUUGAAGGAAUCAAGGACUCUUAAUUCUUCAUAUUGAUGUGUUUGUGUCCUGUUCCCGCAUCUCCCCGGCACAAUCUCGGCCGAUUUGAUAGAUCUCAGUAUGCGAGAUGUUCAAACAGCAUGCGUGUGGCCAUAUGGCUUCCACGCCGCUUGGCUAAAAGAGUUGGCGAGCCCCAGUCGUGCAUUCCCCAAUUUUCUCCGAUGAAAGUACCAUCGUCGCUUGCUAUCGCUGCCGCGUUCUCCGCCUCGUCCGUGGCGGCGCUGGACGCCAGGUUCUUCGGCAUCAACUACGACUUGCGUACCAACCAGUGGGGUGGGUGCAAGAAUUUCCACACGAUCGCCGAGGACUUCAAUAUUCUCAAGCGACUCACCGACUACGUCCGCAUCUACGGGAUUGAAUUUGACUGCACCAAGAACAUUCUCAAAGCCGCCCGCAACAGCGGGCUCAAGGUCUGGCUCGGCCUAUGGAGCGAGGUCGGCACGACCGUCGUGCGCGACGGACGUAACCACGAGGUGAUCGACUCGUUCCCGUCGCAAUUUGACGCCUUGAAGAAACUCGUGGAUCAAACCAAAUGGAUCAACAACGACGAAAUUCUCGGCAUCCAAGUGUCGAGCGAAGCCUUGUACCGGUACUACGUACAAGGGCCAGGCAAAUCGGCCGGCAGCAGCGACCGCUACGGCAUCGACACGCUCGCCCAGCUGCACGAGGCCGGCUGGAGCACAGCGGGUGAGGACCCCGUCGUCAACGAAGCGUCCCCCCGGGCCCAAGGCGUGUUCACGCAGGACUUUCUCACCCUGGUGCCGCGCCAGAACCUCAAUACGUUCUACUUUGCCGCGUUCGAUUUGCCGUUCAAUCCGACCGAGAUUGAACGCAACUUUGGCAUUCACGAUGUGAAUCGCACGUUAAAGCCAGGGGUGGAGGCCGUCCACGUCGGCGCGCCGCUCCAAGCGGUCCGCCUCUGGGCCGGAGACAACGUGAUCAAGGCGCACCGCUACUGGAACGCGAACGACUCGGUCAACGAGAACUUUGGCGGCGUGUAUGCUGCGAAGCCGUCUGUCGGUCCAUCGGGGCUUUUGGACGACGAGAUCUGGCUGUGGGACAAAGACUCCAGCAUCUUGUACUCCAAGAGCUCGAAUCAGUGCUUGGAAUCUACUGGCGAGGACAACGACACGCAGAACCUGCACACGUCCCCCUGCUCCAAGGACAACCGUGAUCAACAGUGGAGUGUCGCGAACGGCAACAUUGCGAGUCAGAACGAUGCCAAAUUUUGCAUCGACGUGAACCGCCCAACGACCCCCGACGGGAACCUCGUGGUCACGGUGUCUCCGUGUAACAAGCAACCGACCCAGUCGAUCUCGAUAGUCCCGGCGACCGACGAACCCCUUGAGAUUGGCAUCAAGACGAACGGCGACGGGCUGACUGUGUUCCCCGGCGGAGUGAAGUUGCAAUCCACUAGCCAUCCGCACCGUCAGAGCCACCAGUGGUUCUACGAUCCCGUCAUUCAGAGCAUUAAGAGCAAGUCCUCGAGCCAAUGCUUGGACGCGCCCAAGGGCGUGAACGAUGGACCUGUGGUCUUGGCCAAUUGCGAUCCCAACAACGUCAACCAGAAGUGGGUCUUGAACGACUUCACGGGCCAGAUCCAUCAUGCAACGCACUUUGGGUUUUCCCUCGGCGCCCCCGACGACGUUGACGGACUCGUGCGCUUGUUGUGGAGUGACAAAAACAACGUCAACCAACACUGGAACAUCAAGCCCGUCAAGGCCAACGCGUAG
Molecule: messenger RNA, 1815 nt
Organism: Aphanomyces astaci
Lineage: Eukaryota; Oomycota; Saprolegniomycetes; Saprolegniales; Verrucalvaceae
Exons: 2
Coding region: 79-1815 (578 amino acids)
Source: RefSeq, a predicted model, not a curated record